This is a messenger RNA of Verticillium alfalfae VaMs.102, 511 nucleotides long. RefSeq lists its product as hypothetical. The record is from RefSeq and is a predicted model, not a curated record. Lineage: Eukaryota; Fungi; Ascomycota; Sordariomycetes; Glomerellales; Plectosphaerellaceae. The coding region runs from base 1 to 291 and encodes 96 amino acids. Gene Ontology annotation, biological process: fermentation. Gene Ontology annotation, cellular component: membrane. The transcript has a single exon.
AUGGGCGGGUCUCCGCGAUCGUCACUGUCGGCGCAGCAGCAGCAGCAACAGCAGAAGAUCACGGCCGAGGUCAACGUGCCGCAGUCCAAGUACGACUACGUGGCGCUGGAACCGGCCAUCAUCGAGACGCCGCAGCUCCGGGACAUGGGCGAGGCGACUCCGCCGCUGGAGUGGAUUGGGCUCCACAGGGAUCGCAUGCCGAAUUUGACACAUCAGAUCGUGAUUGUUUCGCUGUUGGAGCUGGCGGGCGAGGUGGAGGAUGCAUACGGCAGGAUUAUGGGGUCAUCAUGAAGGAUGGCUGACUACAGCAGGCGGGAGACGACGGAGGCAUGUGCAUAGGCAGCAUGACACGGGCAUCGGCGUCGAGUCAUCCACCGAGCCUGAGGCUGUACAUACAACUGAGCAGAUAAGGUUGACUACGACAGCCUGGUGCGUUGCCACCUCGGCACGUAGAUGAUGACUCGGGUUUUAGCCAUUUCACUAUCCUUGAUAACGUCAGACAGCUUUGUCG